AUGAGGGCAGCACAAACGACGUUGAUUGGAAACGUGUUGUUCUUCCUGAUCGAUGCCGUACCUGCGACAGUCGAUCCGAUGGCAGAAGCACUGAGCAACAGCAGCAAAGCUACGCCCGAUAGAAGGGCAUUCCUCCUGUUGACUACCUGGAAAGGGCUUUGGCAGCGAGUGUACGAUGACGAUGUGAUUGAUGGCGGCGGCGAUCACCAUAGAUUUACUUGGUUUUGGUUGGUUAGUGCCGUCUCCAUCAUCGCUCUGCUGCAGCGCCGGUACGGCUCUUCGCAGCCUCUCUACCUAGCCGACAAUAAGCGCGCACAGUCCAUCCUGCUAGGUAUCGAUUCUUCGGCAGCGCCACUCUAUCUCCAUCCUCGAACGGCAGCAGCGAAUCCCGCGGCAGGCGAGUUUCGGAUGCUCACCUUUGUAGCAAAUGAUGGUGACGACGAAGUGAACCUAGCGACCGCGUUGAAGUCUAUUGCCAAGGAUCGCCGUUUUGAGGGUAAAUUUCGACUGUGGGUCGAUGCCCUCUACAUCAAUCAGGAAGACAAGGCUGAACGCGGUCAUCAAGUAGCAAAAAUGAAAGACAUCUACAACAUGGCCUGGGAUGUCAUAUCUUGGAUAGGAGAUGAAACAGACGAGAGUGCAAAGGCUUUCCAAUUGCUCAAGUUGGAAAGAGAUCCUGAACGGCUAGGCGCUGGUUGCUGGCCUGGGUUGCAGAACCUAGUAGAUCGGCCGUACUGGACUCGUCUUUGGAUUAUCCAGGAAGUUGUGAUGGGCUGCGUUGCGGUGACUAUUCGUGACAAAGUGUACGGAGUGCUGGCCAUGAUGGAUCCGGCCAUUACAGAGCGUAUCAACCCGGAUUACUUUAUCCAACCGAAGAAAGUUUUCACAAAUGUUGCAAUUGCAGUAUUCGAAACUUAUGGAAACCUGGAAUUACUUCGCGAAUGCAACAUUUGGGGUACAGAGGGAAGGCCCACAUGGGCACCUGAUUGGACUUGGCCUUUAAGGAAUCGAGACGGAAGAUUUCGCGAGGGUGCAUACCAGGCCAGCAGACUCAAAUCAAGUAACGCCAGAAUAGACCGAGAUAAUCUACGGCUCAGAUGUCAGGCGAUCGUGGUGGACACCCUGGAUGAAAUUGGUGGGAGAAGGAAGACGCGAUUCGAGUAUAUUCCACACUCGUUCAUCCAGGCUGAUAGCUCUUCCUCUAUCUACGGAGAUAUAGAGGCCACUAAAAAAGCGCUGGUGCAUGCACUGGCAGGGGAUAGUUCAUGGGCUGCACGCGACGACACUGAAGCUCGUAUGAGCAUCCUAUGCCUGCCAUCAACCUUCGAAAAGGGCCUACCUCAGUUUCAGGAAUCUGGAUGGCAAAACGCUAUGAGGAACCGGGGAUACUACUACUGA
This is a messenger RNA of Pyrenophora tritici-repentis Pt-1C-BFP, 1398 nucleotides long. RefSeq lists its product as uncharacterized. The record is from RefSeq and is a predicted model, not a curated record. NCBI's taxonomy places the organism in Eukaryota, Fungi, Ascomycota, Dothideomycetes, Pleosporales, Pleosporaceae.